AAUCUCUUAAACUUUGUUUUUCAAAUCUCCUAUAUUCAAAAUGACUACAAACAAUUGGCCUAUAGGCCAAUGGACAACAGAUCUCUUUGAUUGUUGGGAUGAUCCUUCUCUUUGUGUGAAGACUUGCUUUUGUCCAUGCGUUACCAUUGGAGAGGUCGUUGAGAUACUUGAUCAAGGCACUACAUCUAAAGGACAUGCUUGUCUUCUUGCUUAUGCUAUGGGUUCCAUUCAUUGUGGAUGGAUUUAUGGGAGGAGAUAUCGAAGAAAAUUGCGUGAAAUAUUUAAAUUACCAGAGAGUCCAUAUGCAGACACUUUGAUUAGUUGUUGUUGUUGUGUUUGUGGUAUUUCUCAAGAAUAUAGGGAACUCAAAAAUCGAGGUGUGGAUCCAUCCCUAGGAUGGGAAGGCAAUGUUGAGAAAUGGAAACGAGAAGGGGUAACUGUGCCACCAAUUCCUACAUCUUCCAUGACUCGUUAAUUAAUUAAUUAAUCUCAUCUGUUAUGUAAUUAAUAUUUAAUACAGUGUGAUUAUUAUUUGUGCCAUGAGG
Molecule: messenger RNA, 545 nt
Organism: Solanum stenotomum
Lineage: Eukaryota; Viridiplantae; Streptophyta; Magnoliopsida; Solanales; Solanaceae
Product: protein PLANT CADMIUM RESISTANCE 9-like
Exons: 4
Coding region: 41-475 (144 amino acids)
Source: RefSeq, a predicted model, not a curated record